UGAUCACUGGCUUUGCCUUUUUCCGCAUAGGUGUCUAAGGCCAAGAAAAAACAUCUAAUUUUUUUGACACGUGGUUAAACAAAGAUUUCACAGAGCGAAUGUGGCACUGAAGAUAGAAAUCAUGACAUCGUAUCCCAGGAAUCCAGAGGACAGUGAAACGACACCCAGGGAAAACAUUCCCGGCGUACCGGACUACGGGUGGCGGGUCAAGCUGGAUUAUGAAUGCAAGACGAAAUGUACCCCGUUUACAAAACCUCGUCUAAGUCAGAUACCGUCACUGGUCGGACUGUCACUAAGGUACAUGAAGGUAUGGGUGAAGACUCGUCGACAAGGGAGACGAAUGUUCAUCGACCAUCUUGAUCAAGUUGAACAUAAAUCCAUGUAUGGAUGCCCCCUGGGAGGAAUCGGAUGUGGCACCAUAGGACGAGGAUUCAGAGGAGAAUUCUGUCGUUUCCAAAUGUUACCUGGUCUGUAUGAGCACCACACUGUCCAAGCGAACCAGUUUAUCCUGUGUAUCCGUAAGAACGGUAAGACGGUGUACCAGAAGGUCCUGACUGGACGUAAAGGAAAGCACCUGAAGGCCUGGGAGUGGGGAUUUCCUGCCCAGAAUGCCACCUACCAUGCCCUCUACCCCCGGGCCUGGACCGUGUACGACAUUCCUGAGUACAAACUGCGCCUUGUCUGCCGUCAAAUUUCUCCGGUGUUUCCACAUGAUUAUAAGGAGACAAGCUUCCCUAUGGGAGUGUUUGCUUGGUCAGUGGAAAACAAUGGAUCAGAGCCUGUCGACAUCAGCAUAGUCUUCACCUUCAAAAACGGAACUGGCUCAAAGAAUGAUACGGCAGGCGAGUGUCAGAAUGAGGCCUUUGAAAGUGAUGCCGAGGGACGUCAAGUUUCAGGUGUCCUCAUCCAUCAUUCCCUACGCGACAUCAAGUGUACUUAUGGAAUAGCUGCUGCCAACAAGGAUGAUGUACAUGUGAGUCACAAGUUGCACUUUGACCCUAAGGGUAAUGGCCGCCUGCUUUGGGAUGAUUUGGCCGAAGAUGGACAACUUACCCCCACCCCAGAGAACCAGAGUAGGGGGAGGGAUAGCGUACCGAAGGCAGUGAUUUCUCUUUUCCUCCUUCUCCUGGUGCGUCUGGUUCGUGCGUUGGCCAACCUCAUCCUCCCCCCUGCUGGUCCAGAUAAGCCACAGAGGAAAGGACAAGAAACUGCUGCAGCUGUCUGCUCACAAACAACAGUGCCUCCUGGUGGCAAAAAGGAAAUGGACUUCACUCUUACAUGGGAUAUGCCUGUUGUUCACUUCAAAAACAAGGAGAAUCUCUUCGGAAGACGGUAUGGUCGCUGGUUUGGGUAUAAGAAGGAUGCUUGCCCUCGUAUGUGUAGCUACGCUUUAGAAAACUACCCGGCCUGGGAACAGAAGAUAGAGGCCUGGCAGAACCCCAUCCUACAAAAUAGCAAUCUGCCAGCUUGGUAUAAGUCUGCGUUAUUUAAUGAACUGUACUAUGUGAGUGAUGGAGGCACGAUCUGGGCCGACCCUCUCGAGAUGAAGAAUGGAGAACUGAGUAUCAACAGGGACACUGGUGAAGCCUCAGUCAUCCAGGAAUACAGCAAGUUCGCCUACUUGGAAGGUCAUGAGUACAGGAUGUACAACACGUAUGACGUCCACCACUACGCCUCCUUCUCACUCAUCAUGCUCUGGCCAAAGAUACAGCUCUCCCUUCAGUAUGACAUUGCUAAAGCUGUGAUGUCAGAGGAUGCCACACCUAUCCAGUUCUGUAUGGAAGGAAUGCGAGGAAUCAAGAAAAAGGGCAAAUCUGUACCACAUGAUAUUGGAGAUCCAGAGGAUGAGCCAUGGGCUUGUCUGAAUGCCUACAUUAUCCACCCAACAUGUGAGUGGAAAGAUCUCAACCUGAAGUUUGUCCUCCAAACUUACCGUGACUUCAGCGCGACCAAGGAUAAAGAUUACCUCGAGACCAUGUACCCUGUGGCAAAGACUGUGAUGGAGAUCGCCCAGAAAUGGGAUACAGAUGGGGAUGGCCUAAUAGAAAACAGUGGAUUUGCUGACCAAACAUUUGACGCCUGGUCAAUGACUGGAGCCAGUGCCUACUGUGGAGGGAUGUGGCUAGCUGCCCUCAGAAUGAUGAUAGAGAUGGGAAAAGUCCUUGGAAAUGAAGACGAUGUGAAGAAAUACACUGAAAUCCUCGACAAAGGCAAAGUCUCGUUUGAAGCCAAGGUCUGGAAUGGCAAGUACUACAAUUAUGACAGUAAUCCUAGCGGUGGACACCAUGACAGUAUCAUGUCCGACCAGUUGGCAGGCUACUGGUUCCUGAAGGCCUCUGGCCUGGCCGACGGUUCGAUAUUCCCAGACGACCAUGUAAAGAGUGCAUUAGAGACCGUGUACAAGUUCAACGUGAAGGGAUUUGGCAAAGGAAACAUGGGGGCCAUAAACGGAGCACGGCCUGAUGGCGGCCAGGACAUUACCAGCUGUCAGUCUGAGGAAUUCUGGGUCGGCGUCACUUACAGUCUGGGGGCCAGUAUGAUACAACAGGGGAUGAUAGACGAGGGAUUCCAGACGGCUUGGGGAGCCUACCAUGUUUGCUGGGAGUGGUAUGGCCUGGCGUUCCAAACACCUGAAGCCUACAUGAUGGACAAGCACUACCGAUCCCUCGGCUACAUGAGGCCACUGGCUAUCUGGUCAAUGCAGUGGGCACUCGAGAAAUUCCAGCCACAACUCCUGUCCAGUUGAUGACAAAGCAAUCUAGAUUGACCAAGGGUCAAAGUGAUGGAGUUCAAUCACUAACAAAUAUCAAAUAAUUGGUGGACAUUGGUCCAGUCACCUAAAUAAGGUUUUACGUUAUAUGUCUAAUAGUCCUGUGGUUUACAAAUUUCGUAAUUUACAAUAUUAUUAUCAAUACUGCAGUUAUACCUCACUUUUGAUUGUGUAAGAUUCUUUAAGGCAUUCUCGAGGGUUGUUACUGCUAACUGUUGUGAUUCCAUACAUAUAUCUCAAUAUUUGUGGGUUGAGGGGUUAAGGAGGGGGAAUUCUUCAUGACUGCACUCAAGCACCUACAAGUUGUACAUAUAGACUUUGUACCUAAUCCCUUCCCCCUCUCUCUGACUGACAUAUCUGAUAUACUAGAAUUAAUUGUGAUUAUUGUUAACAUUGUCUACAUAGAGUUUUAAUUAGGAUCAUUAAUACUGAGGUUAUAGAAAUAAAAACAUGUUCGUGAACACCUUGUUAUGGGGGGUCCAUUACAGAAAACGUUUUUAUGUUAUAUUGUGUCACAUUGUAGUGAUAUCUAUGUUAAAAAACAACAUUUUCUUAUCUAGAAUUUCUACAGAAACAGACAAUUAUGUUAAGACAGCAGUAGGUGUCGAGGCAUAAAAUCUGGAAUACUUCACCAUGCUUCAUAACUAUGACUUUGAUGACACCCCUCCUUGUAUUCAAAUGUUGAAAAACUAAAAUUUAAAGCUGAGAGUCUCACUGUGCUGAAUUUGUUCUUGUGCCUUGAAUGUUAUAGACACAACUUGUUUGUUUUGUUUCAUAUCAAAUAAUCUGCAAUACAUGUAUUUAAAUAAACAUGGAGUGAAAGAUGAAAACAAUCAAUGCAAAAUCACUUAAUAUGUAACUAUAACAGAAAUUAACCUUAUUGAUGUCUAAAUAUGUACAUGUACCAAAGUCAGAUGCGAUGCAAACAUACUAAUGAUUUGUCAGAUCUGUGUUGUACAAAUGUUUUACACCUAGAUAGAAACUGUUUACCUAAACAAGGAAAAUGUGCAAUGUAAAAUUAUAAAAGGCUGUUGAUGUGAGCUGUAAGCAUGUCUAGAAUUAGCGACAUUAAAAUUGUUAAGGAUGAAUUAUCCGUACUGGGAGUAGUGUUAACUGUGACGGAGCUCCAGAGAGCUUGUGUUGAUUGUUGACAUUGUAAACAGCAUUAGAUAAAGUUGGGGUUUUUUUUAUUAUUAUUUUGGUCAGAAUCAUGGUAUCAUGGUCAGUAUCUUGGUAUAAUAUGGAAAGCGAACAUAACCGGCCAUGUUGUUUUUUCCGGGAGGUCUUCAAGUUUCUUCCUACUCCAGACCACUUUCAGGAUAUAUAUAUAUAUAUAUAUGUACUCUUUUUCUUUCUACCUUAUAGCUUCUUUCUAUUAUUCUCUGCCACCAGCUACUUGUAAUGAGUGAAUAAAUUACCGUUACCCAGAUAUUUCAGCUUUCACUUUUGGCGGAGUGUAAGGUCUAAUAUAACUUAUAAUUUGACACCUUUAUGUUGACGUGACCUUCACAUCUAAGUCAGUUAAUUUGGUAUAAUCAAAAUUGAAUGUAUCCUUUUUUCAUAAAAGUAAAGAAAUCAACAAUUUUGAUUUUAAUUUAAUAUGCAUUUUACCUUCAGGUCAACUUUCAUACGACAUAUUAGAUUUUCAAACCAAAAUUGGAAAGUUGAGGGAGGCCUUAUUACCAAAUGAGAGCUUAAUUCCAAAAGACUUUAAAGUAAGGGUGUAUUGCCGUUCAGUACUGUAGUAUAAAGGUGGUUCAUCAAUUUGUUUUUCAAGAAUGUGUGUAAAUUUUCGAAAAAAAUAAUUUUUUGCAGUACACCCUUAAAUUUAAACAAAAUGAAAUCCAUUUAGUUAUGAUUCUUUCUAUAUAUUUAUACUUUAGUCUAUUUGUUUAUUUAGUUUAUUUGUUGACACAUACUAUACUGUAGUGCUAUUUUGAGGUUAUCUCCUGUUCUGUCCAGUUUUGUCCAAACUGGACAUUGUUAUGGUUUUUUUUUUUAAUUUGCAGAGAGAUUUAACUAAAAUUUACAUGAUUACAUUCACAUUAAAUAGAAGUGUUAAUUGUGAUUAUUUAUAAAACACACAUUAGGGGAAGUGUUCCAGAGAAUAUAUUCAGUAACGUACAAAUGUAGUGUUUGCUUUUCUGUGUGAUUUACAAUUGAAACUUUUAUAUUUCAUUCAAAAAUGAAGAAUAUAUUUCAUCAGGAAUUUACAUAUUACAUAUUAAUAUAUUUGUGUUCAGCUAUAAUACUGGUAAGAUGUUUAUUACCUCCAGCAUAAUAAGAUAGCUUUUAGAGUUUAAACAUCACGUGAUGUAAAUUUUAUUUGUGUCUAUACAGCUGAGUUUUGGUUGAGAUAUGACCCAGAUAACUUUUGUUCAUACUUAGGUGUUUGUAGAUAUUGAUGAGUAGAAAUAUGUUCUCUGGUUCAAUAUACAUUAGCCCUACUUAAUAUAUAAUAUACUAACUAUACUAACACACAUAUAUCAGGACUUUUGUAUUGUCAUUUUGCAAUUGUUAUCGUGCAUUUAAGGUUUUUUUUUUUUUUUUUUUUUUGACUGAGCAAACUUCUUUUCAGAGACAUUCUACACUACAAUGUUAUCAGUAACAAGAAUCUGGAAACUAACAUAUGGUUAGAUUGUAGUGAUAGAGCUGUAUAAGGAUGAGAAUAUAUAUGUCCGAUAGUUUUGUGUCUCAGGGACUCGAGGUCAAGAUCACCAUUACUACAUGUACAAUGUAGCUAUAUAUAGAGCUGAAGAUGAGAAUACCUCAAAUGGGUUUUUGUCUCAGGGUUCAAAGGUCAAAGUCACCUCUGCUAAUUGCAGUUAUAGAGCUAUCACGAGAAUACCAUAAAUUGGCUCAGGGUUCAAAGGUCAAGGUCACCUCUGCAAUAUGAAAGUUAUAGAACUUUAGAUGAGAAUUCAGGGUUCGAAGGUCAAGGUCACCUCUGCUACAAUGUAUAUGAACGUUAUAGAACUUUAGAUGGGUUUAUCUCAAGGUGAAAGGUCAAGGUCGUCAUUACCAUUAAAUAGUCCUUUAAUUACUUCUAUAUAUGACAAUAUAUAUAAGUCUAAAUAUAGGCAAAAUUUAGUUUUUGUGUUCUUUUUAUUUUAGAUUGUAUUUUUAUCAUUUCUUAAAUCAGACUAAAAUGGAUAGGAGGAAAUACAGUUUUACUCUUUAUUUUUAAUAUCUAUAUGUAUACUUAUAAAUAUGUGAAAUGUUUGGUGCAGUUUUAUUGUUAUAUUUUUUGCUCAAACAUUAUAAUAAUAGUCCUGUAUUGUCAUGUGUAUGGCUAUUCCUUCCUACAAAUUAAAUACAUGUGAUAAAAAUUAGAGUGGACUUUGUGAAAGAGAUGUUGGGUGCGGAUUCUGGACGGCAUUGGUGGUGUGUUUGUUUGUUUUACGGCCCAUCGACAACUAGGGUCAUUUUGGUGUGUAAUUGUCAAAAUGAUGGCUGUACUGUGUUACAUAUUCCUGGUGCA
Pecten maximus is the source of this 6251-nucleotide messenger RNA. RefSeq names its product non-lysosomal glucosylceramidase-like. Gene Ontology annotation, cellular component: membrane. Gene Ontology annotation, biological process: glucosylceramide catabolic process; carbohydrate metabolic process. Lineage: Eukaryota; Metazoa; Mollusca; Bivalvia; Pectinida; Pectinidae. Gene Ontology annotation, molecular function: glucosylceramidase activity; beta-glucosidase activity. The transcript is spliced from 18 exons. Bases 122 to 2746 code for a protein of 874 amino acids. The record is from RefSeq and is a predicted model, not a curated record.